AAGUAAUAUAAUAUCUAUUAGUCAAUUUCUUUUCUACCUGUAAUGUGAAUUAUGCAUUAAUAAAUGUAUCUAAUAAUGUAAUUACAGUUAAGUUAUAUUCUGGUUAUGAACAUUAUUAUCCAAAAGUAAAAAACACAUUUUUAUUACGAUUUAGUCAUCAUUUAAAAAAUGGUGAUGUAACUAUAAUUUGAAUUUUCAACCAAAGAUGGAUACCAGUCGCAAUACAGUUGCAGCCAUAUUAGAAGAAGUUAGAGAUGAUGUGCAUAGUUCAACAAGUCCUUUAUCACAUCCAGCACAUCCUACUAGCACUAAUGAUGCCAAUAAAAUUGUUAUUUAUGUUCAAGACAAAAAUCGUUUUGUGAAAACUGAACAAAAUGAUUUUUUUAAUCAUAUAAAUGAUCAUCCACUUUCUUCAGAGAACUUCAAUAAUUUACGUCCAAUUGCAGCAAGAGUACAAAGGAUAUUUGCAUCUUUGGGCACUGUUAGUCAAGGUCUACUUGCGGGAGUAGCAUUGGCACAAUUAUUCUUGGGUGAAGCAUCCCAUCGAUCACCAUUAAUACUGAUGUCAUUUUUCUUUUUGUCAACUAUAUGUAUGUGCACAGUUCUGGAUAUUUUUGACUUGUAUAGAUGUGAGAGCUUCAAACCAAAAUAUAUUUUAGUAUUAUUCUUAAGUGUAUUAACAGCUUUAGCUGCAUUUGCAUGUGCUACAUAUGAUACAGCUAUUAUGUCUGGUAAAGUUGAAGCUAAAGUCUCGGAGACUUGGCGAGCAUUAAACUGCUGUCGAUGUUAUGGAGCGGUACUUGGAUGGAUUAUUAUUAUCAUUAUGAAACCUAAAGAUCAAUUAGCUGAGUUUCUGAAUACUGAUUAGUUUCUUAGUUAAAAAAAUAAAUAAAUAGAUAGAUAAUGUUUAUAUGAAAUUUAACUUAAAAUAUUCACUAUUUUACAUUUGAGUUAUAUGGACUUGGAGAAGACGAAUGCUAGAAAUUCACUGGUCUGAAAAUCAAAUACAGUGGUUUAUGUUGAUGAAUUUACAAAUUGAUCCAUUUCCUUGAGUCAUAGUUUGGUUAAUGUGCGAAGCUAUAUGACUUAAUACCUAUAUGAUCUCUACACUAAUCAAUUAUAUCAAUUCAUAUUGAAUUAUUUUUUUAGGUGAUUCCAUUUCACGAUUUUUUCACUAUGUAUAACUACUUAAAAUAUUGUCAAUCAGUAGGUGCCAAUUAAAUGAUUAGUUUUGGGACUCAAUAUUUAAUGAUUGAGUAUGAUAAAUAAAUCAUCUACUAUAUAUUAUAUAAUAUUUAAAAUGUUAAAUUAAUUUUAUAUAUUUUUUAAUAUAAAACCAAACCACAUUUAUA
Messenger RNA from Rhopalosiphum maidis (corn leaf aphid), 1352 nucleotides. RefSeq lists its product as uncharacterized. NCBI's taxonomy places the organism in Eukaryota, Metazoa, Arthropoda, Insecta, Hemiptera, Aphididae. The record is from RefSeq and is a predicted model, not a curated record. Gene Ontology annotation, cellular component: ciliary transition zone. The transcript is spliced from 3 exons. The coding region runs from base 206 to 868 and encodes 220 amino acids. Gene Ontology annotation, biological process: cilium assembly.